Didymella exigua CBS 183.55 is the source of this 1686-nucleotide messenger RNA. Its product is annotated as cysteine proteinase. Lineage: Eukaryota; Fungi; Ascomycota; Dothideomycetes; Pleosporales; Didymellaceae. Bases 1 to 1686 code for a protein of 561 amino acids. The record is from RefSeq and is a predicted model, not a curated record. Gene Ontology annotation, molecular function: zinc ion binding; cysteine-type deubiquitinase activity. The transcript has a single exon. Gene Ontology annotation, biological process: protein deubiquitination; mRNA processing; spliceosomal complex assembly.
AUGUCCAAGCGACAGGCUUUCGAGCCUCUCGAAGAUGUCGUCGAUGCGCCAUCACCAGCUUCGAAGCGAGCGCGAGUGGAAGAUGUCGACAUGGACAAGCCGCAAGCAAAUGGCGCAUCCAAGAACGGGCGCCUUGUCUCUCCGCGACUGGUGGACAAAGAGAAGAUCGACAUGCUGGGUGCAGAUGCCGUAGAGCACGAAGAGCUUGAGGAAGCAGGGGCGCUGGAUGGCAUCGACGAAGACGAGUCAGCCAUGGCUGCGCCGAAGAGGCAGAUUGCACCAGAAGCUGGAUACACCGACCUGUACCUCGACACAAUAAAUCGCAAAGUCCUCGACUUCGACUUCGAAAAGCUAUGCUCCGUUACGCUCUCGAACAUAAACGUAUAUGCCUGUCUCGUCUGCGGAAAGUACUUCCAAGGCAGAGGACCGAAGUCGCAAGCAUAUUUCCACGCGCUCGAAGAAGGGCACCACGUCUACGUCAACAUGGAGACAAAGAAGGUCUACGUGCUUCCGGAAGGCUACGAAGUGAAGUCAAAAUCACUGGACGACAUCAAGUUUGUAGUGGACCCGCGCAUGAGCAAGACAGAAGUAGCGCGGUUGGACAAGGAGCCUAAGGUGUCGUGGGAUCUCUCCAACAAGGAGUACACCCCAGGCUAUGUGGGCAUGAACAAUAUCAAAGCGAACGAUUACUUCAAUGUGGUCAUACAAGCGCUGUCGCAUGUCGUACCUCUGCGAAACUACUUCAUGCUCGAACAUUUCUCGUCGAGACCUCAAAUUGCGCAAAGAUUCAGUACUCUAGUACGCAAAAUCUGGAAUCCACGCGCGUUCAAGACACAUGUGUCUCCCCACGAGCUGCUGCAGGAGAUUGCACUGCGUUCGUCCAAGCGCUUCAACCUGAGCGAGCAAUCAGAUCCAGUCGAUUUUCUCUCGUGGUUUCUCAACAACGUUCACUUGGCUGUAGGAGGCUCAAAGACCAGGCCUGGGUCGAGCAUUGUUCAAAAGGUUUUCCAAGGGACUCUGAAGAUUGAGUCGCAAGAGAUUACAGCGCGUGCCGAUGCAGGAGAUCGUUUGAGGUUCGAAGAUGCUGCGGUCAAGUCGACGAUCACCAAAUUCAUGAUCCUCACUCUAGACCUGCCAGCUGCACCGCUGUUCCAGGACGCGUUAGAGAAGAACAUCAUUCCUCAGGUACCCUUGACUACGAUUUUGAACAAGUACAAUGGCAUACAGCCCCAGGAGAAGAUGAAGGACCGAGUACGAUACCGCCUUCUGCACCCCCUCCCACCAUAUCUGCUGUUCAACAUCAAGCGCUUCAGCAAGAACAAGUUCGUAUCAGAGCGCAACCCCACUAUCGUCACAUUCCCUGUCACAUCGCUAGACAUGUCGCCAUAUGUCGAGCCCAAUCCAAAAGAACACCCACCCGGUGAGCCAAUCUACUACGAUCUCGUAGCCAACAUCACCCACGAAGCCGUCAAGAAGAAGGAUGACAGUGUAGAAGGAGAGCAGGAGUCUAAAGUCUGGAGGGUGCAGCUCAAAGAUCGGAGUCAAAACAAGUGGUACGGCAUCCAGGACUUAUUUGUCGAAGAUGAGAAAUCAGAUAUCCUUUUCACGAAAGAGGCAUAUCUUAUGGUUUGGGAGAGACGGAGAACAAAGUCAGCUGCGAAUGGCAGCAGUACAGGCAAAGCUUAG